AUGCGCAAGAAAGCCGUGCAAGAAAAUGCAGUGCCUGGCAUCAUCGUUCACACAGCUGUGCAUGUCUACGGAGCCCACAUCAUUACAGAUCCACCACAUUACAGUUAUAUAUGUUUUAAUCCGCAGGUCGAGCUACAUGUGCAUCUUGAUGGCGCAAUCCGGAUAGAAACCAUCAUGGAUGUAGCCAAGAGGCGAGGUAUUCACCUUCCCGCUGCCACGGUGGGUGAGAUGACUCACUUGUGCACACUGUCUGAACCGUCAACACUCACCAAUUUCCUGGACAAGUUCAAUGAAUUCAUGCACGUCAUUGCAGGGGACAGGGAGGCCAUUAAGAGAAUAGCCUAUGAGUUUGUGGAGACCAAAGCCAAAGAGGGAGUGGUGUACGUGGAGGUGAGGUACAGCCCCCACCUUCUGGCCAACAGCAACGUGGAGCCGAUACCAUGGAACCAGAAAGAAGAUGACGUGACACCAGAUGACGUGGUGAAUCUCGUGAACCAGGGGCUAAAGGAGGGUGAGAGGGACUUCAAGACCAAAGCCAGGUCCAUUCUGUGCUGCAUGCGCCACAUGCCAAACUGGUCCAUGGAUGUGGUGGAGCUAUGUAAAAAGUAUCGGAAUGAUGGUGUGGUGGCCAUAGAUUUAGCAGGAGAUGAGUCUCUAAACUGCAACACAUAUCCAGGACACUUGAUAGCAUAUGAGGAAGCAUUGCGAAGCGGCAUCCACAGAACCGUCCACGCAGGAGAGGUGGGUCCUCCUUCCGUGGUGAGAGAGGCUGUGGAGGUCCUGAAAGCUGAGCGUAUUGGACACGGCUACCACACAGUCAAAGACCCAGAACUGUACCAACAGCUGCUCAAAGAGAAUAUGCAUUUUGAGAUUUGUCCAAUCUCCAGUAGACUGACAGGAGCUUGUGACCCAGACUUCACUAAGCACCCACUCAUCAGGUUCAAGGAGGACAAGGCAAAUUUCUCUCUGAACACAGAUGACCCAAUGAUCUUCAACUCCACCCUGAAUUGUGAUUACCAUAUUGUGGAGAAAUACAUGGGCUUUACAGAGGACGAGUUUGUUCAGCUGAAUCUGAAUGCAGCAAAGUCCUGCUUCCUGCCCGAGAAGGAGAAAAAGGACCUCCUGAACCAGCUCUAUGAAGCCUAUGGCAUGGUGAACAACACCAGCUUCUAGAUGGAACUCACAUACACAGCAGAGCCUUCCAGUAGCUGAGACAGAGCUAAGAUAAUGGGAAAGGCUCCUUGUUUCAAAGUUUACCCUACUUGAAUACAACUUUUCAUUUUCUGAACAAUUUGUGAAUCAUAGACUGAAACGCGUGAGGGAAUGAAUUUCCAAAUAAUGGGUCGAUAUUGAUGACCCAGCCCUUAAUAGACAUAACACAGGUAUACCUAUGAAUGCCUUACUGUGGCAUCUUCAGCAUCUUGACUUAGAAGUAAGCAACAUGGUUCCUAUUGAAUUAACCAUUAUCCUUCUGCCUUGUGACUGCAGUGCAGACACAGUUGCAUUUC
This is a messenger RNA of Colossoma macropomum (tambaqui), 1508 nucleotides long. RefSeq names its product adenosine deaminase (gene ada). The record is from RefSeq and is a predicted model, not a curated record. Gene Ontology annotation, biological process: negative regulation of adenosine receptor signaling pathway; T cell activation; purine ribonucleoside monophosphate biosynthetic process. Gene Ontology annotation, cellular component: external side of plasma membrane; cytosol. NCBI's taxonomy places the organism in Eukaryota, Metazoa, Chordata, Actinopteri, Characiformes, Serrasalmidae. Bases 1 to 1173 code for a protein of 390 amino acids. The transcript has 11 exons. Gene Ontology annotation, molecular function: adenosine deaminase activity.